Salvia miltiorrhiza (redroot sage) is the source of this 828-nucleotide messenger RNA. RefSeq names its product membrane protein PM19L-like. The coding region runs from base 108 to 638 and encodes 176 amino acids. The record is from RefSeq and is a predicted model, not a curated record. The transcript is spliced from 3 exons. Lineage: Eukaryota; Viridiplantae; Streptophyta; Magnoliopsida; Lamiales; Lamiaceae.
AACAUCCCAACAACUCAAAUCAACAACUUUUUAACUAAAUUCAUCGCUUCUCUCUUUGCAAUAGUAAGAAAUACAUAUAUAUUUAAAUAUUUAGUGUUGUGAAAAAAAUGGAUAGAAUAGCUGCGAGGAACAUGGCAGGUCCAUUGCUGUUGCUGAAUUUGAUAAUGUAUUUCAUUGUGUUGGUGUUUGCAAGUUGGUGCCUCAAUAGGUACAUUGAUGGUCGAACUGCACAUCCAAGUGUGGGAGGAAAUGGAGCAACGGGACACUUACUCACAUUCUCGGUACUGGCAGCAGUACUUGGAAUAGUCUCCAAAAUAGGCGGCGGCAACCACCUCAGAACUUGGCGGAACGACAGCUUCGCCACCGCCUCCACCACUUCCACCGCCGCCUGGGCCGUCACCGCUCUCGCUUUCGGAUUGGCGUGCAAGGAGAUAAAUGUGGGAGGGUGGCGAGGGUGGCGGUUGAGGGUGGUGGAGGCCUUCAUCAUAAUUCUGGCCUUCACGCAGUCCAUCUAUGUGCUUCUGCUUCACUCUAGCUUCUACCGCAGCAGCGCCUACGACGACGACACUGGCUACGGCGGCGGAGUCGCUGGAGCUCAGCCGGUGCACAAAGGCAGCGCCACCGGUGGAAUGGUCUGAACGCGCAAUUUUCCAAAACUGGACUUAUAAUUUGGAAUUUUGUUAUUAAUGUAAUGUUGCGUAGCUUUUUCGCUUUCCAACUCGUAAAACUGGGAAGUUUGUUAUGUGUUGUUUGUAUUUGGUUUAGUGACGACGUUAUCUUCCCGUAUAAUUAAUUUAAUGUUUGAGCCUUCUGUUGUUUGUUUUUUUG